AUGGCAAAGUCGCGAUUCACAAGGCUCGACGCCUUCGCCAAGACCGUUGAAGAUGCUCGAAUUCGCACAAACUCCGGCGGUGUUAUCACCAUUGCCUCCCUUUUAAUCGUCAUGUGGCUGGUAUGGGGAGAAUGGGCCGACUAUCGACGCAUUGUUGUGCAACCAGAGCUCGUCGUCGACAAAUCGCGAGGAGAGAGAAUGGAGAUUCAUCUGAACAUGACUUUCCCUCGGUUGCCAUGUGAGCUCCUAACACUGGAUGUCAUGGAUGUCUCUGGUGAACAGCAGGUUGGUGUCGCACAUGGUGUGAACAAGGUCCGCCUCAGUUCUCACUUGGAGGGAGGAAAGGUUAUCGAUGUUCAGGCCUUGGACCUACACUCCCCAGCAGAUGCUGCUAAGCACCUGGCCCCAGACUACUGCGGCCAGUGUGGUGGAGUACCAGACGCACCCCCGAAUGCGAUCAAGCCCGGAUGCUGCAGCACUUGUGACGAAGUGCGCGAGGCCUACGCUCAGAAGCAGUGGGCCUUUGGCGACGGCGGCGGCAUUGAGCAGUGCAUCCGUGAAGGAUACGCAGAAAAGCUCGCCGAACAGCGCAAGGAGGGAUGCCGGAUCGAGGGUGUGCUGCGUGUGAACAAGGUGGUAGGAAACUUCCACAUUGCGCCAGGCCGCAGUUUCACAACCGGCAACAUGCACGUCCAUGACCUCGACAGCUACGUCGUUCCCAACGCACCUCCCUCUGACCAGCACACUAUGUCCCACUUUAUCCACGAGCUCCGAUUUGGACCUCAGCUCCCUGCGGAGCUCGCUGACCGCUGGCAGUGGUCCGACCACCACCACACUAACCCGCUCGACGACACCCAGCAGGAGACCGACGAGCCCGGGUACAACUUCAUGUACUUUGUCAAGGUCGUUUCGACUUCUUACCUGCCCCUUGGCUGGGAUCCUCUUUUCUCAUCUUCCAUACACAGUGCCUACGACAAGACGCCUCUCGGUGCCCAGGGUCUUGGAUAUGGUUCUCACGGAAGUAUCGAGGCGCACCAGUACUCGGUCACUUCGCACAAGCGUCCACUUAUGGGAGGCAACGAUGCCGCAGAGGGCCACAAGGAGCGUGUGCAUGCCGGUGGUGGUAUCCCCGGUGUUUUCUUCAACUAUGACAUCUCUCCUAUGAAGGUUAUCAACCGUGAGGCUCGCCCGAAGACUUUCACUGGCUUCCUCACUGGAGUCUGUGCUAUUAUCGGUGGUACUUUGACUGUCGCUGCUGCUCUGGACCGCGGUCUUUAUGAGGGCGCUAUGCGCGUCAAGAAGUCGCACUCGAACUAG
Molecule: messenger RNA, 1317 nt
Organism: Penicillium canescens
Lineage: Eukaryota; Fungi; Ascomycota; Eurotiomycetes; Eurotiales; Aspergillaceae
Product: retrograde cargo receptor ERV46
Exons: 3
Coding region: 1-1317 (438 amino acids)
Biological process (GO): endoplasmic reticulum to Golgi vesicle-mediated transport; retrograde vesicle-mediated transport, Golgi to endoplasmic reticulum
Cellular component (GO): endoplasmic reticulum; Golgi membrane; COPII-coated ER to Golgi transport vesicle
Source: RefSeq, a predicted model, not a curated record